AUGGAUGAAAAUGAAAUACCACAUUUUGUUGGUCCAUUUCCCAUUUCAGAGGAAAACCAGGAGAAACAGUUCACCACGUGUGACCCAAAGGGCAUCACGAAUCUAUCCAACUUUGUCGAGUUCAUUUCUGAAACGUCUGAGAUACGAACUAGUGGUAGGUACACCGAGUCUGAAGUGAAAGAACAUACUCAAUAUGUGGAAGAUUUUGUUCGCGACAUUUCGAUUAAUGUCGGAAAAGUCAAGUCGAUAUUUAAAACAAAAAUGCACAUCAGACGGGGCAGUCACUAUGAGAAAACAAAGGUGGCAAGAAUGGACGAAAUGGACUUCUUGUCCGUCCUUAAACUAUCGGAUGGUGAGACAGUAGCAGUGAAGGAUAUUGAUGAUCAAGAGUGUAACUAUCGUGGGUCAGAGUAUGGUUCUAUCGAUCUCGCCCCGAAUGCCUUUCCCGACGAAGAACUUGAAAAGACGGUAAAAGAAAAAAAGCUCUCGGUAAAUAUCAUUCUUGAACUAAAGAAGGCAGUUGAAACCGUGUUAAAGCGUUCGACGCUUUACAAUUACAAAGAAGAGGACAUUGACCCGAAUGAUGAAUUGACUAAGUACCCCGUUGGAAGCUGUAGCAUGAGUAGUGAACUGCAUGGCCCGUGUAUUAUGCUAACAUUGGUAACUCCACACGCUAUAACAGAUAUCGAUAUGUGUUUCUGCGUAGAAAAGAGGAAUUCCAAGUUGGGCCGAUGUGUAAUGAUUCCAAAUAUGAAAGAUUCUUGCGAUUGUUCCCUAAACAAUUGCCAUUGGAUCGAAUCAGUUGUUGACCCGGAAAAUCCCAAUCACAUCCUGAGUCGGAGCCACAAAAUGUUGUAUCUGUGUCUGAAAAGUGUGAUGAUGUUAAUAGAAACGAGUAGGAUUCACCCUCCAUCUAUAACGUCUUACAUUCUGAAAAUGCAUGUUCUACAUCACCAGCAGAAUUGUCAAACCGCCGCAAUCGGAGAAUGCUUCGAAGCAGUUGUGCAUCAGCUGUUGCUUUUGUCAACAAGUCAACAUGGAACUGCUAAAAGAAGGAAUCUGUUUCAAAGCAAUUCAACAGAAGGAUCACCGUUCAUUACUUCUAAGGAAUGGCGCUGUCAUGAUUCGCCUAAACACGACGGACAUGAAGAAGAUGAUCAUACCCAUCCUAUUGGGGAUGACCAAAACACAAUUUACGCUAGAAUAUUCAAAGAUCGUGUCCUUGUCAGAAUGACUGAUCUCCUUGUCCCGGCAAAGAAACUAAGGGAGGUUUACAUUAUGCUACCAACGUUGAGCAAAGAUGAAAAAUUAGAGCAGAGAGCAGUCAUAAAAUUCCUUCAGAAGACAGGGGGUAAACCCAGUGACACUAUAAAGGAGUUUAAACAAGCAUAUGGUGAGAGAAGACUGUCCAACCCCACUGUGUAUAGGUGGCAUAAACACGAGAGCGAGGCACAAUUGCGCCACUCGGUUCAGUAG
This is a messenger RNA of Owenia fusiformis, 1476 nucleotides long. The record is from the annotation of a GenBank genome assembly. NCBI's taxonomy places the organism in Eukaryota, Metazoa, Annelida, Polychaeta, Sabellida, Oweniidae.